AUGGUAUCAUUUCUCGUAUUCAACAUCUGCUCGAUCUAUUCGGUUUAUAAUAUUAUUUGUAAUUAUAUUCUUCAUAGUUAUGUAGUUGAUAAAUAUCGUUCUCGUCUUUUUUGUUUUGUAUUAACAAAUGAAGAAAAUUUGGAAACUCGAGGUCGUGCUGCAUAUGAGACAUGGAGGAAUCGAUGUGGUCGAUUUGUAUUUGUUACUCGAUUAAAUUCUUCAAAGCACUCUGAAAAAGAAAAUCAUUUUCUUGAAAAAUUUCGAUCGAUAAUUGAACAUAUUCCAACAUUACCAGAUGAACAUUAUUCGCAUUUGACAGAUAAAGUUUAUGCAUCACUAUUAUAUUUUUAUAAAAAUCAUCCUGAUUAUGAUUGGUGUCUUAAAGCAGAUGAUGAUACUUAUAUUAUUGUAGAAAAUUUACUUCGAUUUUUAGCUAGUACAAUUAAACGAUAUCCAAAACCAGUUUUAUAUGGUUAUCGAUUUCGUGAGGAUUAUUAUGCAAGCGGAGGUGCUGGAUAUGUAUCAACACGUCAAGGACUUGAAUUAUUUGCUUCAUACUAUAUAAAUAAGAAUUCAACAUAUUCUCAAUGUACUGUCAUUAUGGAAGAUAUGAUGGUUGGAAAAUGUUUAAAAAAAGCAUUUGAAUUAGCACCAACUCAAAUAGCAAAACAUUUAACAUUGGUUGGAGAAACAAUUGAUCAACAAGGAAGAGAAAGAUUUCAUCCAUUUAAUUUUCCUGUUCAUUUUAAUGGACCUUCGAAUACGACAAAAAGAGAAUGGAUUUAUUUUAGACCAUUUCAUCAUAAUAUAUUUGACUAUGAAGCAUUCAGUGAAACAACAAUUAGUUUUCAUCACACACAACCAAAUGAUGAUAUGUAUCAAAUACAUUCAUUAAUUUAUGAUAUUCGACAAUUUGAUAAACAAGUGUGCCUUUCACAUUUAUAG
Rotaria socialis is the source of this 945-nucleotide messenger RNA. Lineage: Eukaryota; Metazoa; Rotifera; Eurotatoria; Philodinida; Philodinidae. The record is from the annotation of a GenBank genome assembly.